CUGCGCAGAUCAUUUGCAAAAGUGGUUCCGUUCAGGAGAAACUCUAUGAUGUCAGCUGGGUUUCUUUCGUUCUUUACUCAAUGAGUAUCCGAUUUUUUGCUAUUUUAGCUGGAGAAUUAUCAGUUUACAGAAAUUUGCUGAUUGAAGAGUAGCUGUCACAGGAUGGAUUAUGUAUGUUCUGACAAUGAUAGCAGUGAUGUCAAACUGAGCGAGGAAGGCGCACAGCAAGAAGACAAAGUUCACAAGGUCACUGGAGAGGAAGUCAAGUCUGAGAGAUCACCAACGUAUGAUGGUGUUCAAGGCAACACGUGGGAUGGAAGUGAUCCAUUUCCUGGAGAAGAUAACCAGCCAUAUCAACCACAAUGGGGAGCAGAAGAUGAGACUUCCAGCGAUGGAGUCACCAUGGCGACUGAUAAUGAUGCUUCAGAUACCUUUGUGAACCAAGAUAGAGAACAAUAUUGGCAGAAACCAACUGAAUAUCAAGAUGAAUUUGUUCUGAUUCUAAACACUGAUAGUAAACCUAAAGGUUGUCCAGUGGAAACAAUAAUGCAGUCAUAUGGUAUGUACAAAGUGAUAUGGAAUGGGCAUCACGAUGAACUGCGGAACAUACUGAAUUGGUUUCGUUUUGAACUGAAACCAGGUGAUGAAAAUUCUGUUAUAGAAUUUCCACCAACUUUACCGAAAGAAGAAAGACAAACCAUACAUAUAUUACUUCACUCUUUAAAAUUAGGUGGGCAUAGCUACUUUAAUGGAGUAAACAACCAGAAAGUCUUGAAAGUGUAUACCAGUGAUUUAGUUUGCAAAAGAAAUUACAAAAGUUAAAAAAGAAGACUUUUAAAAAUAAUGCUGUCAAACUAAUGGAAUGGCUCCAAGCAAAGCAUGAUGGUAGGAUUCCAGGAGGGUACAAUUUGAGAGAUAUUACUGAGAUGCUAGCGUUCAAACAGAUGGCGAAUGAACAACUACAGCAGUUGUACGAUGAAUUCCAACAACGAAACACAAGACACUCCGAGCGCUUAGAAACUAAACCAAAACAGACCACCAGCUACUUAGAAACUGAAACAAGACAGACCACCAGCUACUUAGAAACUGAAACAAG
This is a messenger RNA of Saccoglossus kowalevskii, 1096 nucleotides long. RefSeq lists its product as uncharacterized. Lineage: Eukaryota; Metazoa; Hemichordata; Enteropneusta; Harrimaniidae. Gene Ontology annotation, biological process: DNA repair. Gene Ontology annotation, cellular component: nucleus. The record is from RefSeq and is a predicted model, not a curated record. Gene Ontology annotation, molecular function: phosphoric diester hydrolase activity.